This is a messenger RNA of Diaporthe citri, 960 nucleotides long. RefSeq lists its product as uncharacterized. Gene Ontology annotation, biological process: regulation of transcription by RNA polymerase II. The transcript is spliced from 2 exons. The record is from RefSeq and is a predicted model, not a curated record. Lineage: Eukaryota; Fungi; Ascomycota; Sordariomycetes; Diaporthales; Diaporthaceae. Bases 1 to 960 code for a protein of 319 amino acids. Gene Ontology annotation, cellular component: nucleus; NuA4 histone acetyltransferase complex.
AUGCCUCCGAAAAAGAAGGCUCGCGCGUCGACAACGGCCACGCCCGUGAGCAAUGAUGACGCGAUGGACGUCGACACCCCACAGGCGGCGGACACUCCAACUGCAGCUACCGCCAAUUUAGCACAUACGGUCGAUCUAGCCUCACCGUGGACUGAUGAUCAGGUCUCCAUGCUGUUCAAGGCAGUGGUGCGUUGGAAGCCAGCGGGAAUGCACAAACACUUUCGAAUGCUCGCCAUAUCCGAACACCUGCGAACGAAUGGCUACGACCCCGCUGUCUACACCCACAUCCGCAUACCGGGGAUCUGGAAGAAGCUUGACGAGUUCUACAACAUGCCCUUGAUAGACGAGCGGGAGAAUAACAUGGACUUGUUGGAGGACCCCAAUUUCGACGAUCGAUUUAAGGACUUCGAUCUUCCGUGGGAGGACUACGGCGACCUGAUAAUGCAGCGAGCACUGGCAGAUCCCAGCGAGGCGCCAUCGUCGCCAUCAACAGCAGAAAAAUCGCCUGCCUCGACGCGAAAGCGAAAGCGCGGUGGCGCCGGGGAAGGGCCCAAGGGUCGCUCCAGCACGGUCGAAGACUCGGAGGCCGAGGACGAUGGAGACGUUGAAGAGGCCCAGUCUAGUCCAGCAGUGAAGUCGGCACGGAGCGCACGCAGCACGCGCAGCUCCAAACGGGCAGCCUCGAAGGCCAAGGCCAAGGCUGCGGAACACGAGGAAGAAGAAGGCGGCGAUGAUGAAGAGGGCGGAGAUGGAGAUGGAGAGUCCCAUGAGCAGGGGGAGUCCUCCUCCGACGAGGAAAGCGAGGAAGAGCAAGAAGAAGAACACGAGGAGGAGCAGGAGGCAGAGGAGCAGCAAGAAGAGGAAGCUCCAGCGGCGAGGCCCACAAGAGGAGGGCCAGGGAGGGGAAGGAAGCGAGGUCGAGGUCGUGGGAGGGGAGGUCGCGGUCGACGGGGCGGUUAA